AUGGUAUCUUCAACUUUACCGCUACACAUGUAUAUCAGGCCAUUGAUCGUUGAAGACGCGAAACAGGUAUCAAUGUUAGAAACUCAGGGGUUCCCACAAAAUGAAAGAGCAUCGCCGGAAAUAAUCAACUAUAGGUUAACAGCAUGCCCCGAGCUGUGUUCCGGUUUGCUUAUCAGAGAAUUCGACGAAGACACGAAGGAAGUCAAACAAGAAAACUUAAUAGGCCAUAUACUCGGGACAAAAAUACCUAAAAAUACGAGCAACCCAAAUAAGACCUUUAUAACACUCGAAAGCAUGGGUAAAGCCCAUAGCGAGCCUAGUGACACAAUUGGGAUUCACUCUUUGGUCAUAUCACCAAACUAUCAAAAGAAGAAUCUUGCAACUUUACUUUUGACCGAUCACAUUCAAAAACUGAGCAACCAAGAAGUGGGUAAAAAAAUUGUAAUCAUAGCACAUGAACCUCUGGUCCCAUUUUAUGAAAGAGUAGGAUUCAAAGUCGCUGGUGAGAAUAAAGACGUCGCCAAAGAUGCCCAAUUCGCUAGCACAAAAUGGCUUGACAUGGUCAGAGAACUGGUUAAGGAAGAGUAUGAAAAUUAG
Molecule: messenger RNA, 597 nt
Organism: Zygotorulaspora mrakii
Lineage: Eukaryota; Fungi; Ascomycota; Saccharomycetes; Saccharomycetales; Saccharomycetaceae
Gene: PAA1
Product: polyamine acetyltransferase
Exons: 1
Coding region: 1-597 (198 amino acids)
Cellular component (GO): cytoplasm
Molecular function (GO): aralkylamine N-acetyltransferase activity
Source: RefSeq, a predicted model, not a curated record